Molecule: messenger RNA, 5286 nt
Organism: Acipenser ruthenus (sterlet)
Lineage: Eukaryota; Metazoa; Chordata; Actinopteri; Acipenseriformes; Acipenseridae
Product: serine/threonine-protein kinase PAK 4-like
Exons: 9
Coding region: 227-2341 (704 amino acids)
Biological process (GO): protein phosphorylation; intracellular signal transduction; regulation of MAPK cascade
Cellular component (GO): cytoplasm
Molecular function (GO): ATP binding; protein serine/threonine kinase activity
Source: RefSeq, a predicted model, not a curated record
UAGGGAGCUGGAGAGACUCCCGGAUUCCCGGAUGUAGCGAUCUGGUGUUUUUUUUUUUUUUAAACCAACAUGGCGUUUGGAAAGUGAACUCGGCUGGCUUUGGAUGGAUAUAUUUCUCACGCGAAAAAAAAAAAACCCAAAACAAACCUAAAAGCAGCAACUUUUGUGGUAAACUUCCAGCUUCGUAUUGCAACGGCGCGACGAAGGAGUGAAAGGCACAGGUCUGAUGUCCGCCAUGUUCACGAAGAAGAAGAAGCUUCGCAUCCAGAUCUCGGCACCGUCCAACUUUGAGCACCGCGUGCACACGGACUUCGACCAGAACGAGCAGAAGUACGUGGGGCUGCCGCGGCAAUGGCAGAGCUUGAUCGAGGAGUCGGCCAAGCGCCCCAAACCACUCAUCGACGCCUCCUGCAUCACCACCGUGGAGCCCCGCAAGGCGAUCGUUCGCGGCAGUAAGAUCUCUGUGGACGGCGCGUCUCUCACAUGGCUGCUGGACGAAUUCGAGACCAUGUCUGUGACUCGCUCCAACUCUCUCCGUCGGGGCAGCCCCCCAUCCCAAACCCGCCGGGACUCCGCCACUUCCGGGGGGCACGAAAACGGGGAGGCAGCCAGACCGAGACCCCCUGGUGAGAGAGAGGGGGGAGGAGGAGGGGAGAGGCAGAGACAGGGAGGCAGGGAAGAUCCAGACAGGAGACCCUCCAGACCUCAACACCAACAGCAGCAGCCCAGAGGGCAGGAGCCCAGCCACAACCGGGACAGACCACCGCCCCCCCCUUCCAGAACAGAACUGAGCCGGAGGCAGGACCGGGAGGGGGGGAAUCGCCACCAGAGCCAGCCAGGGGAAGAGGACAGGGUGGUGAGAAGGGACCCCGGGCAGGAGAGGAGGCCCAAGUCCAGCUACACCGGCCCAAACACCAGCAGCCCCCAGUCCCCCCGGGAUAAGCGUCCGCUCUCCGGAUCCAAUAUCAGGUCCCCCAGCCUGCCCGUCACUGACGGGGUGAUCAAGACAACACAGCCGACCGGGAGACCCUUCAAUACGUACCCCCGAGCAGAGACCGACGCAGGGAGGGGCGCAGGCACCCUGCCCAGCAGCAAACCCAACGAAGCCCCUUCUCACAACGGGCCCCCCAGCCACACCAGGGACCACAGGGGCCACAGCAACCCCAGCACGGGCAGCAGAGGAGGAAGAGGAACAGGUAGCGGGGGCAGCAUCGGGGGCAAAAUACCCCAGGGGAAACUGCGGGCCAUCCCACCCGACCACCAUUCCUCCCACCCCGGCCUGGGGCCGCACCCCUCCACUCCCACCCCCACCACACCCCCCCCCUCCUCCUCUUCCUCAGACCCACACCUCCCCAGAUUCGGUGGCGGGGGCGCCCUCCCUUCCCAGCCUCCCUCCUUCUCCUCCUCCUCCCAGCCGCCGCCUCCUCCCCAGACCCGGUCCCCCGGCAAGGAGCCCCAGCGCGUGUCUCAUGAGCAGUUCAGGGCGGCCCUCCAGAUGGUGGUGGAUCCAGGGGACCCCCGGACGUACCUGGACCACUACAUCAAGAUCGGGGAGGGCUCCACGGGGAUCGUGUGCAUCGCCACGGUCAAGAGCAGCGGCAAGCUGGUGGCCGUCAAGAAGAUGGACCUUCGCAAGCAGCAGAGGAGGGAGCUGCUCUUCAAUGAGGUGGUUAUAAUGAGGGACUAUCACCACGAGAAUGUGGUUGAGAUGUACAACAGCUACCUGGUUGGAGACGAGCUCUGGGUCGUCAUGGAGUUCCUGGAGGGCGGGGCCUUGACUGACAUCGUCACGCACACCAGGAUGAAUGAGGAGCAGAUCGCCACGGUCUGUCUGUCUGUCCUGAAGGCGCUGUCUGUCCUUCACGCGCAGGGCGUGAUCCACAGAGACAUCAAGAGCGACUCAAUCCUCCUCACACACGAUGGCAGGGUGAAGCUGUCUGAUUUUGGGUUCUGCGCUCAGGUCUCUAAAGAGGUGCAGCGGAGGAAGUCUUUGGUCGGGACCCCGUACUGGAUGGCUCCAGAGCUCAUAUCCAGGCUGCCGUACGGGCCAGAGGUGGAUAUCUGGUCCCUGGGGGUGAUGGUAAUCGAGAUGGUGGAUGGGGAGCCCCCUUAUUUCAACGAGCCCCCCCUCAAAGCCAUGAAGAUGAUCCGCGACAACCUGCCCCCCAAACUGAAAAACCUUCACAAGGUCUCUCCUUUGCUCAAAGGCUUCUUGGACAAAUUGCUGGUUCGAGACCCCACCCAGAGAGCCACAGCCAAUGAGCUGCUGAAGCACCCGUUCCUGACCAAGUCGGGCCCGCCUUCCUGCAUCGUCCCACUAAUGAGGCAGAACCGCCAGUGAGAGGGGCGGAGCUGGACGUGACAUCACUGACCCUGAAGGAAGAUACUGGGGCAGCCUCAAAACUGUCACAGACGCAUGUACGAAGGGGCAAAAAAAAAAUAAGAGAUACAAACAGGAAUUCAGGUAGCUCAGAUAGACUGGAUCUCUAGCAGUUUAGGCUACCACUAUUUCUCUGCCUUUUCCUAGAGAUUUUUCAUUCCUUUUGUAAAAAAAAAAAUGUGGUGACCAGCACAAAACAGCGUUACCUUUUUUUCCUCUGAACUUUGCAAUGAAAAUGCCACAGCACAUUUUUGGGGGCUGUUGUCCUUGUGUCUCUAUCCCAUAAUAAACGGCCUUAAAACACUAACGCUACAUUGAAGAGGUCAGUAGCGAUUGUCAUGCCUGGGAAUCCCACUGAAGCAAUCGCAAGGAAAAAUGAAGCCUGGAAACAGGUGCUUCUCGAUGGGGGAUUGGGGGAGGGUUACUGUGAAAUCUACAGAACUUGCUUGGUUGUUAAAAGUGACAGAGUACCUUUAUAGUAAUGACAACUGGAUAUAUCUCUCGAGGGUGUUUUUUUUAAUUAUUAUUAUUAUUUUUUAAUUAAUUUCUGUGACACUACUGUCUUAUACAGAGGGACAAAGCCACCAAAAUCAAAAAUACUACUGACUGCAAAAAGAGGACCAUGAUUUAUAUAUAUAUAUAUAUAAAUCUGAAGUAUAUUAUUAUUAUUAUUAUUAUUAUUAUUAUUAUUAUAUUUUUUAGGAAUAGUUUUGUUGUUUAAGGAAAGAACACAAAUCAAGAUAAACACUGGAAUUGUGGUUUAUGUGUUUUUUUAUUAUAUAAAUAUUAUAAAUAUGUGAUUAAACCUUUUUUUUUUUUUAGCAAGCACUGUUUGUUUGAUGGUUAGAUGUUGCACAUGUUAGAGUGAAACACAUGAAGGGGUGAACUAGUUUCAGCGAGAGCAUAAGAAAAAUGCAUUUUAUUUUCUUACUGGGGCACGUUAACUUUCAAAUAGGAAUAAUUAUCCUUGAGAACUUGCUUCCCCAGUGUCUGUACAAGUUGUCUUUUAAAGAAUCUGUUAUUGCAGUCUUUCUGGGUGUGUCCCUUUUUGCUAGAAGGUUGUAAAAUUAGACUCCCACUUCACAGCAGUUUGAUCCAUUCCUGGUUUUACAGUAAGUUUAAUAAGACACACCUGAACUUGUUAGCUAGACACACUGGGGCUGAUCAAGCUGGUAGUAAAACCUGGAAUGGAUUAAACUGUCGUGGAGCAGGAGUCUUGUUUCCAUCCCUGUUUCUCCCUGUCACCUAUAUUUUACACAGGAGCCCCGGCAUCCUUUUGCAGCCCCAGUGGCACUGGGUACAUGAUUCUCUUUACCUUCAGUCCUCUCAGAAUUGCAGAAAAGGGCUUCCGUUCAGGGUGACUUUGUUGGGUACGAUUUUGUGUUUUUGCCCCUCCUUUUCCUUUUAGUGAGUCUCGGGCAAAACUUUUACCCGAAUCAACAGAGCCCAAGUAGUUCCUCUACAGACUGGCUGUCUGUCCCCAUUUGAAAUGAGUCUCCCCACGUAGCUGCUGAGUUAGCUUCGUUCAGCCUGUUAAUGUGAACCUUGUUUUGUAAUUGGUAUUCCCAGAAGCCAUGUAAGCAAUCCGAUAUCAUUUUUGUUUUCAUGUUGUCUGUAGUUGUUUAAACAUUGGUCUAAGAUUAUCCCUUCAGGGAUGGGAAUAAGACUCCUGUUGCACAGCAGUGUCACCCAUUCCAGGUUUUACUACCAGCUUGAUCAGUCCCAGUGUGUCUAGACAACAAGCUCAGGUGUGUCUUAUUAAACUUGCAGUAAAACCAGGAAUGGAUCAAACUGCUGUGCAACGGGAGUCUUAUUUCCAUCCCUGCCCCUUUUAACUAUUUUAGGAAAUCCAAAACUGUGUUUCUAUGCGGUUCUGUCGUGUCCAAUCAAAUAUAUAGACAAUCAGAGUUGUCUUACUGAACUUCUCCAUGUAUUCGCAUUGAUUUUAUAUAUAUAGUCAUUUUGUUUGAUCAUUUGUAUUUUUUUUUUCUGUCCCCAAACUUUCAAAUUUUUUUUUUUGAUUACAUCAAUGUAGUUUAGUAUGAUUAUAUAAACAGAAGGGCGACAGUGAAUUACAAGGAUAUCAUUGCAUCAAGGGGUUCUGGUGAAACCAUCAACCACAAGAACAAAGCUGAAUUCACCAGAAACCCUGAUAAAAUGCCUAAACUAAUUCACUUCAGCCCCAUAGUGAAUUGAAAACAGGCUGACGUUUUUAGGUAUUUUUUUGGGUUUUUUUUAUGGAAACGGUGCAGAAUAACAUGGCACUUUUUUUAAAAAUAUACUUUUGGUUGGGGGGUGCGCUGGUUUUGUACUAAACGUGAACCUCACAGAGGUGGGAAGGGUGCUGGUUACGGAGGCAAGGAAACCGGUUUCAACGGGACCAGUUGGAGAAUCGCUGGUCCCAAACCAAACUUCACUGGCGGCAUUGAAAGACUUUUCGGUGAAGCUCUGUUUUUUUUAUUUUUUAUUUAUUUGUUAUUACACAGCAGCAUUCUUGGGGUUCGCGGCUGCUGGGAAUGGCGGAACUCUAAACGCAGCUUUUAAGACGAGCGGGUAGACAUUGGGUCUCUGGUCCCUGCUGAUAUGCCAAGCUUCCGGAUCCAUUUGAAAAAUAAAUAAAUACAAAUGUAAAUUACUUUUACAGUUCCAACAGUAUUCUUUUGAUGCUUUUUACUAUGAGUGCAGUGACACGAAUUAUUUGACAUGUGAAGGUGUGUGUUUUGUUUUAGAAAAAGAAUGCUGUUUUUUUUUUUUGUUUUUUUUUUAAAAUUGUUUUUACAAAUACAGUUUAAAAAAAAUAAUAAUAACCUUUUGGUUUCCGUGUGUUUUUUUUUUAUUGUUUGUUUUUUCAAAAUGCAUUUCUUUCUGUGUGUGUGCUGUGUGUGUAUAAAAACUGUCUAAUUUGA